Messenger RNA from Epinephelus lanceolatus (giant grouper), 5987 nucleotides. It is a transcript of the gene rps6kc1, whose product is annotated as ribosomal protein S6 kinase polypeptide 1. Gene Ontology annotation, molecular function: protein kinase activity; ATP binding; phosphatidylinositol binding. The record is from RefSeq and is a predicted model, not a curated record. Gene Ontology annotation, cellular component: early endosome. NCBI's taxonomy places the organism in Eukaryota, Metazoa, Chordata, Actinopteri, Perciformes, Serranidae. Gene Ontology annotation, biological process: protein phosphorylation.
AUGAUAUCGCAGCGGGACAGAGGAGAACUGGCUCGGUUUUAUACUGUCACAGACCCUAAAAAGCACCUGAAAGGCUACACUGUGUACAAAGUCACCGCAAGGAUAAUCUCCAGGAAGAACCCAGAGGAUGUCCAAGAGAUAACAGUAUGGAAGAGAUACAGUGAUUUCCGGAAGCUUCAUCAGAACCUCUGGCAGCUGCACAAGAAUGUAUGUAGCCAGUCGGAGCUGUUUCCUCCCUUUGCCAAGGCCAAAGUGUUUGGUCGUUUUGAUGACUCAGUAGUCGAGGAAAGACGACAGUGCUCUGAAGAUCUGCUCCAGUUCUCAGCUAACAUUCCUGCUCUCUACAGUAGUCAGCACAUCCAAGAUUUCUUCAAGGGAGGUGAGGUCCACGACGGCUCGGAGCUCAUCGGACCAGCUGAGCCUUUUUCUGACUUCCUGGCAGACAGUCUAUCAGACUGCAGCUCUGACGUUCAAAGAGACAUCAGUGGUGCGGAUGAUUUGACUAUCACAUCUGAGUAUGGAGGCCCGUCCAGUGACAGCGACCUGACCUCCCUGGCUGUGGAUACAGACUCUUUGGCUGGGCUGGAUGAUGGCAUGGCCUCGGGCCGCACCUCCCCAAACCAGCCACAGGGGGGAGCCACCAACUUUAGCAGCAGCUGCAGCCCUCGCUUGCCCUCCUUGCAUGAUCGUCGCACCCCAUCUCCUGCACCUGUCCCUGCCUCCUCAGCCCCUAACCCCGAGGUCAGCUGGCCAGGCCGAACACCACUCUUCUCCGGCAGCCUGAAGAAAGCUGGCGGUGGCAACCCCAAAGACGUGAAGUCAGACUACUUAGACAGAGCCAGUGAGCUCAUCUGUUUGGCUGUACAGAAGGAGAAAGAGCAGGACUUUCAGGCAGCUUUCUCCUGCUAUCGCAGCGGAGUGGACCUGCUGCUGCAAGGAGUGCAAGGUGAGCCCAGUCCCACGCGGCGAGAGGCAGUGAAGAAGAAGACUGCUGAGUAUCUGAUGCGCGCGGAACAUAUAUCCAGUCAGCAUCUGGGAAGCAACAUGGGUCAGGGGUCGACACAGACAGUGGCUUUGGGGGCACAGUGCUGCCCGUCCACCAGCAGAGGAGGCCAGCAGAGUUCAUCUGAGGAGCUGAGAGCUUACAGGGUGUUGGGGGUCAUAGAUAAGGUUCUUUUGGUCAUGGACAAGAGAACACAAGAGACGUUCAUCCUCAAAGGUCUGAGGAAGAGCAGCGACUGUGGACGCACAAAGAGGACAGUCAUGCCUCACUCUGUGCCCCAUAUGGUGCAGCUGAGGAAGUUCAUCGUCUCUGAAGACACAGUUUUCCUCUUGCUGCAGUACGCCGAAGGUGGAAAGCUGUGGUCUCACAUUGGAAAGUACUUGCGUAAUUCCAGCCCGGAGGAGAGCUUUGACAUUCCUUUCAUCCAGAAGAGCCACACAGCGGCUGUCCACUCUCCACAACAUGUUGUACCACAGCUGGAUGCUUGUUCAGCCAGUUCUGGUUCUGGAACAGUUGCUUGUUCUGAUUCUGUCUCAGGGCUGCAGAACAAAGGGGAGAAAGUCAGCGCGUCACCUCAGAAAAAUGUUCUCCCUUCAAGGCUCAUCGAACAAACCGGGGCCCAGUCGGACUCCGGGGCCACCUCUGAGGAGGAGUGCACCAACAGCUAUUUGACACUUUGCAAUGAGUACGAACAAGACAAAGUAGAACCAGAUGCACUAGAAGAGGAGGAAGAGAAGAGUGAACAGGAAGUGCUGUCACUGGAGGUACCCGCUGGGACGACCACCACUUCCUCACGUAGCCGCUCGCUGCUCAGCAAUGACAGCCUCUCUUCACCCAUCAGCUCUCAGGAACUCGGCUUUUUCACAGAGUCGUCCGAAAAAAGUGGCCACACCCUUGACAUUGAGCAAUACCGUGGCGAGGGACAGGACAAUAGUGAUGUGUUCAGUCCUUUGCCCUCCCCUGCUGUGCCUCUGUCUUUGGAUCAGUCCAAGCACACGCCAAUGGAGUUUUUCCGCAUUGACAGUAAAGACAGUGCAAGCGAGGUGACCUGUGUCGACUCAGGAGAGCAGCGCACCUCUCAUAAGCCAGUCCCUGUCUUUUCUACAUCCGACCUGGGCUCGGAUGUCACUGACGAUCUUCCAGAGCUGGCUCAGGAGGUAAAGGGCCACAGCUCGGAGCUUUGGGGGUUUGACUGUAGCGAUAAAGGCUCCAAUGAAUCAGUGCCAGUCAUAUCAUUUAAAGAGGCGGUAGUAGAGGACGAGGGUCACCCGCCAGACCUUUUGGUCAACCUCCCUGUAACAGGUGGGACCGUAGACUCCUUACAGGAGGAAUUUGAAACUUCAGGGGUGUGUCUGGGCCUCGAGGCCACAGCCUCUCCUCAGAAGCUCAUCCAGCCUGAUGUUUUACAGCUUCCCAGCCAGCCUGAGGAGGAGGAGGAGGAGCAGCCACUGGAGCAGGAGCUUUCAUCUUUUUUUACAGCCUCUGCAAACUGUGACACCAGUGUUGCAUCUUCCUCUCCCUUUAACUCGCUUUGGGAUGACUGCAGCUUGGUGUUUGGGCAAGAGGCCUCUGACAAAAUGGAGGUUCAUCCUGCAUGCCAAAAUAACGACCUUCCCUUUGACCUUCCAGAUACUGACACGCUUAAGGAUAAACUAGGGACCAGUUCAAGAAGAAAUACAGACUUGAAUCCAGACCCCAAAAGCCCAGCCACAAACGGGACUGAGGCCUGUGCAGUGGUUGAGACUUUAUUAGAUCUUGAUAAUGAAUCAUCAAGAGUUAUUAGUAAUACAGGUGGCAGCGAAUUUGAUAAAGAAGUAUCGCGGCUGUUCGCAGAGCUGGACGAGCUGUCGCUGGCUGCAUCCCAAGCUCGUAUCCCGGAGGACUUUGUACGAUGCUGGGCUGUGGAGAUGGUGACAGCGCUGGAUUCUCUGCACCAAGAGGGCAUCAUCUGUCGAGACCUGAACCCCAACAACAUCCUGCUCGACCACCUAGGUCACGUUCAGCUCACCUACUUUUGUAGUUGGAAUGAUGUGGAGGAGUCCUGUGACAAAGAGGCCAUCGCCAAUAUGUACUGUGCACCAGAGGUGGGAGGUAUCAGUGAGGAGACGGCAGCGUGCGAUUGGUGGAGCUUGGGCGCGGUCCUGUUUGAGCUCCUGACAGGCAUGUCACUGCUGCGGUGCCAUCCAGCGGGAAUUGGUCGCCACACCGCUCUCAACAUCCCCGAGUCUGUUUCAGAGGAGGCCAGAUCUCUGCUGGAGCAGUUGCUCCAGUACAACCCAAUGGAGAGACUGGGGGCAGGUGUGGGAGGUGUGGAUGAUAUCAAAUCCCACCCUUUCUUUGCCAGAGUGGACUGGCCCAAAUAGACGCUGUGCAUUGUGGGACUGCGGGAACCAGAACUGCAUGCUGGGAGACUGGCUGUCCUGAAUGAACUCCCCUCAGACUGGACACUCAAAUAGAUAUAAAGUAAAUACAGAUUAUGCAUUUCUGCACACACCACUCAUUUUGUGUAUGGCCACUCAGUCCCCAUGUACUUUGUUUUUUGUUUUGUUUUUUUUUGUAUGGAAUUUGCCAAGAAGCAGUAUUACCUUCCCUGUAAAUUGCUCAUGUCUUUAUCUCACAGAGGGUUUACUGUGUAACCUUUUUGGUGCAGGGAACACUUAACAACAUGUGUGGUGCAAUAAUUUAUACAUUUACAAGUGCUGGUACUGAGUGAUGAUCAACGACUACAUUGUUGCUUUUACACUCCUCAUACAUGAGCUGUAAGCCAAAUGACACAAGUGAGAAUGAAAGGUGACAUUUAUCUGUUUUCACUGCAUUAAUUAAGUUCUUUUUGUCAUCCAUUUAAACUGACAUAGAUUGAAAGCUGAGGUAGGCUGAAAUCUGGAAAAGGGAAAAAACAGCAGAAUUUGAAAAUUCACCCUCCUCCCACCAGACGAUCACAGACAUAUGCACCCACAGUGUUUCCUUACAUGGAGUUAAAUAAUCCUAUUUCCUUGUAGAGUUGCACACAGCUCAUUUGCUCAGCCCCUUCUUGCCACCCCUUUGCAAAUUAGACAAGUAUUAGCUAGCUAGGCACUCCAGCAUCCCUCUGCCUUGCUUCCUUACGCUGUGGACUGCUUCCAUGGGAGGAGAGCGGGCAGCAUCUCAGGGGACGGACCUUUGGUCAGCAGCUGAAAUUCAGCCAGCGCACACCUCCACAGCAGGCUGGGGACUAACCUGUGUAAUGGCAGCAACAGAAAGUUUGCUGAUCCGGCAGGUACUCAGGGCUGUCCGGCCACUUCCCCAGAGUUGGGAUUUGUGCUUGCUGGAUUCGGAUAGCUGUGGCCGCUUACUGGGGGUCUUUCUCCGAAGCUGCUGCCCACUUUCCUACCGGUGAGGUGGUCUGUAGCAGCGGGAAGUGAGGUGGAGGACUCCCUGUGAUUCGAGGCUCUAAUAGUAGCUACGUGAAGGUGAACUUGAAGCCACAGCCUUUAGCUCUGGUUAGCAGAAGGUUUUCUCUUCAUCUCUGAAACGCUUCACAGAUAUUAACAAGUGUUUUUCGGGUUGCUUUACAGUAUAGGUGCCAAUACUUGAAUAGCAACAUUCUCAGCAGGACCUACUGAAUCGGGCCUUCACCGAAGGGAUGUGCACACAUAUCUGCAUAUGUGGAACAGCCAUUAGGAACGCUCUCUUUUUGAAAUAACCUGUUAUUGGCCAUAGUCUCCUGUUACAGCCUAAAUCUUCUAAGGCCUGAAAACACAGCCAAGAGGAGGUGCAGAAGUCUAGUCUUCUCAGUCCACUUAAAUUACAAUGUGAUCAAAGUUUAUUACGGGAUUUUGCCCAUUGAAGCCAAACUUAAGCCGCCUACCCCAGCUUUAAGUCUGCUUUCCUGAGAACACACGUGCAAUACACUCAGUUUGUCGCCACCUAUAACACUUUCAUCAUUCCUCAGAGAGCCCACUGAGAUUAGCUGUGAGUGAGACAGGUUGAGCUUCUUAUUUGAUGCUGGGUUUGCGUUGAACUGAUGUAGGAACAGAUAUGAUAUCUCAUUUCCUACGAGACUUUUUUGCCAAACCCUUUUACAGCCAACCAGCCCACAUACAGUAACAGAGAUGGACACUAAACAAGGUAAAUGAACAAAAUAUUUUGAUGUAGAAGAUGGUUUUGUUGUUGAGUAAAGUGUUUAGUUAUAUGAAGAUUGAAUUAUUUAAUAGAUUAUAGCUGGAACAGAGUGCGUUUUUUCAUAUAUUGAAGAAAGAAUAAAAAAGAAUGAGGCUUCAACCACACAUCUGAUACCAGCCCUUUUACAGAUUGUUUUUAUGAAUAACAGAGGAAACUCUCUUUACUGUACAACACUGCAUUUUCUGCAUGGGAGAAUAUGAUUUACAUAAUAUAUUUAAUACUAUGGAAAAUGUAUCAAACAAUAAAUAAUACGUGUCUUGUAAAUAGACCUUUUAAAGGAUGUCGUGCUAAGUGAGAGGUACACCCAGGUCUCAAAGCCUCAAUAAUGUCCAACUUAUGUCAAUCACUUACUGCCUCAUCAAUCAAAUCCUUUUUAUUUUGAUUGUUUUAUGUUUGAGCGACACAUCUGCUAACUUGCAACGCAGAUCUUAAUGCAGAUUUUGUAAUAUCUACAAUGACUGAAUUACAUGGUAAACAUUGCCAUGGUGACAUUACAUGCCAUAUAUCACUUCAUGUAUAAUCAGAUGAGACUUACUGCAGCAUAUAUCAAACGCAUUGUGAUACACGUCUCUAACAACACAGAUAAUCACUCCACUGUAGAUGCUGCACUCUGUUGUACUCCACUGCACUGCGAUAUAUGUUAACUGACACAUUCUGUAAAUUACCAGGUCCACAUCUCAACUAUUAACCCUUUUUAUCAGACAUAAACACCACAGUGAGAUCAGAUUCUGUUUUCUAUUGGAUGCUCACUCCUGUCUGUGCUGUGUAACUGUACUGGUCUGUCAGUGCACCCUGGAUAACAAUAAACUUACCUGGAUGAGAA